Diaporthe citri is the source of this 1140-nucleotide messenger RNA. RefSeq lists its product as uncharacterized. Gene Ontology annotation, cellular component: cytoplasm. The record is from RefSeq and is a predicted model, not a curated record. NCBI's taxonomy places the organism in Eukaryota, Fungi, Ascomycota, Sordariomycetes, Diaporthales, Diaporthaceae. The coding region runs from base 1 to 1140 and encodes 379 amino acids. Gene Ontology annotation, molecular function: glutamine synthetase activity. The transcript is spliced from 14 exons.
AUGGUCAGUCGCAACCCCACCAGCGCCGUCCAGCCUAGCCCAGCCGCACCCACGGCUGGUGCGACCAAGGCGGCUGUCACCUCAAAUGCUUCGGCUCUGGCCAAGUACCUCGAACUGCCCCAAAAUGGCAAGAUCAUGGCAGAGUACAUCUGGAUCGACUCUGAGGGCGGCACUCGCUCCAAGUCGAGGACUCUGGAUGCGAAGGACACUGACUACACACCAAAAGAUCUCCCAAUUUGGAACUUUGACGGAAGCAGCACCGGUCAGGCACCUGGCGACAACAGCGAUGUCUACCUCCGCCCUGCCGCCGUCUUCCCCGAUCCUUUCCGCAGGAAUGGCAACAUCCUCGUCCUCGCCGAAUGCUGGGAUGCCGAUGGAACCCCUAACAAGUUCAACUACCGGCACCGAGCUGCCAAGCUGAUGGAGGCUCACGCCGCCCAGAAGCCAUGGUUCGGCCUUGAGCAAGAGUACACACUUCUCGACCUCGACGACAGGCCGUAUGGCUGGCCCGCCAAUGGAUUCCCCGCUCCUCAGGGCCCAUACUACUGUGGUGUCGGCGCAGGCAAGGUUGUCCAGCGUGACAUCGUCGAGGCGCACUACCGAUGCUGCCUUUACGCCGGUGUCAAGAUCUCUGGAACCAACGCAGAAGUUAUGCCCGCUCAGUGGGAGUUCCAGGUCGGCCCUUGCGAGGGCAUUGAGAUGGGCGACCACCUCUGGCUCGCCAGGUUCCUGCUCCACCGUGUUGCUGAGGAGUUCGGCGCCAAGGUCUCGGUUGAGCCCAAGCCAAUUCCUGGCGACUGGAACGGUGCUGGCCUACACAGUAACUUCUCUACCGAGGAUAUGCGUAAGGACGGUGGCAUGAAGCACAUCGAGGCUGCCAUCAAGAAGCUGGAGGGUCGCCACAAGGAGCACAUCGCUGUCUACGGCGAGGGCAACGAGAAGCGUCUCACUGGCCGUCACGAGACUGGCAGCAUCGAGCAGUUCUCAUAUGGUGUCGCCAACCGUGGUGCCUCCAUCCGUAUUCCUCGCGAGUGUGCCGUAAAACAGAGCGGCUACUUCGAGGACAGGAGGCCCGCCUCCAACGCCGACCCCUACCAGAUCACCGGUAUCAUCAUGGAGACCAUCUUCGGCUCUGCCUAA